Molecule: messenger RNA, 493 nt
Organism: Hyaena hyaena (striped hyena)
Lineage: Eukaryota; Metazoa; Chordata; Mammalia; Carnivora; Hyaenidae
Gene: PLA2G1B
Product: phospholipase A2 group IB
Exons: 3
Coding region: 31-399 (122 amino acids)
Biological process (GO): arachidonate secretion; fatty acid biosynthetic process; phospholipid metabolic process
Molecular function (GO): signaling receptor binding; phospholipid binding; calcium ion binding
Source: RefSeq, a predicted model, not a curated record
AGCCCGCGAGCAGUGUGGCAGUUCCGCAACAUGAUCAAGUGUAAGAUCCCCGGCAGUGACCCCUUGAUGGAUUACAACAACUACGGCUGCUACUGUGGCCUGGGUGGAUCGGGCACGCCUGUGGAUGACCUAGACAAGUGCUGCCAGACACAUGACCACUGCUACUCCCAAGCCAAGAAACUGGACAGCUGUAGAUUCCUCCUGGACAACCCCUACACCAAAACCUACUCAUACUCAUGCUCUGGCUCUGAGAUCAUCUGCAGCGACAAAAACAAACCCUGCGAGGCCUUCAUCUGCAACUGCGACCGCAAUGCUGCCAUGUGCUUUUCAAAGGCCCCGUAUAACAGCGAACACAAGAACCUGGACACCAAGAAAUACUGUGACCAAGAAAUACUGUGACAAUUGAGGGUGGCUUCUGGAGAGCAUCAUCUCAACCCGCCUCAUGCCCUUCACCUUACCCUGUGUCCUCCAAUAAAGCACUUUGUUGAAAGGC